CGCCUCCCAAGGUCCUUAAUUCUCUGAGGGCCUCACUAAGCUCCACUCCAAGUACUGACUCUGCUUGGCCAAGUUCCUUCCCUGUCUCUGGGUUUGAGUUGCAUUUUCUUCACAGGCGUUUCUCCUCUGAGGGAGAAAAAGCCCAUUGGUGGUCCACCAUCACUAGAGAGGGUUUGAGGGUCUUCUUCCUUCUUGCUUAAGGAGCUAAAUAUAUAUUUUUACAGUUUUGAAGGCAUUAUGGAGGGAUUGAAUAUACCAGAUGAAAUAGGAAGCACCAGAUUUGAAACCUGAACAAAGGAACUCGGCAGCUCCAACCCAACUCUCCUUAACUCAGCCUCCUAGACUUCUCUUCAAUUCCAGCUAGAAUGCUGUGCCAGACUCUUCACAGAUUUGGUCUAAAGCUGGUAUGCAGACGUACACUGGAGGAAGAAGAGCAAAAGUUGGAAUCUAACAGAAGACUGAACACUCUGGAUUUAGUGGCCCUGGGUGUAGGCCGCAUAAUUGGUGCAGGUGUGUAUGUCCUGGCUGGUGAGGUGGUCAGCAAUCAAGCAGGACCAUCUAUAGUGAUUAGCUUCUUGGUGGCUGGCCUGUCUUCUGUAUUUGCUGGGCUAUGCUAUGCUGAGUUUAGUGCUCGGGUUCCCCAUUCUGGAUCUGCAUAUCUCUACACCUUUGUCACUAUAGGUGAACUCUGGGCUUUCAUCGUUGGCUGGAACCUCAUCCUCUCCUAUGUUGCUUGUGUAGCCACUGUGAUUCAGGCCUGGACCUUAACUUUUGACAACCUGUUUGGGAAGCAGAUCUCUCAGACCCUGCAUGAGAGCGUCUCACAGAGUGUUUCCCAAGUCCUUGGAGACAAGCUAGGCUACUUUGUGGUUCUGUUUUGUCUUAUGGAAAUUCAAUAUCUGAAAUUUUGUGGGUUCUUCCUGGUUACCAAAGUGAUGACAUUGGUGAAACUUUUGCUUCUCAGUUUUGUCAUCAUCUCUGGCUUCAUUAAGGGGGACCUGCACAACUGGAAUCUCACAGAAGAGGACUACGCAAAGGCUGGACUCAAUGACACCUCUGGCUUGGGCCCUCUGGGCUCUGGAGGAUUUGUGCCUUUUGGUUUCCAGGGGAUUCUCCGUGGAUCGGCUACCUGUUUCUAUGCAUUUAUAGGUUUCAGCAUUAUUGUUACCAAAAUCAAGGAAACCCAGAAUCCCCAGCGUUCCAUCCCAAUGGGCAUUAUGAUUUCACUGUUCCUCUGCUUUUUGGGGUAUUUUGGUGUCUCUGCGGCACUUACACUUAUGGUGCCUUACUACCACCUUAAAACUGGGAGCACCUUGCCUGAGGUGUUUCUUCAUAUUGGUUGGACCCCUGCUUACCAUGUUGUAGCUUUGGGAUUUCUCUGUAGUUUUCCCGGCAUUUUCUAUGACUUUAUAUCCCCCAUACGUCUGGUAAUAUACAUGAUGGCACAGGAUGGCCUCCUGUUCCCUGUCCUUGCCAAGAUCCAUACUGGCACAUACACCUCCGUUGUGGCUGAUAUGAUAUUUGGCAUUACUGCAGCGAUCAUGGUAUUUUUCUUUGGACUUACCGAUCUUAUGGACCUCAGUUCAACUGGGACCCUGAUAUCUUAUUUCCUGGUAGCUUUUUGUGUUCUCAUUGUCAGGUAUCAGCCUGAUAGGAGGACUGAGGAAAAUGAAGCAGAGGUGCAGCAGCAGAAUUUACCUGCAGCAGAGAGGCUGACUCUACAGGGACUACUUUUCACAAGCAGCUCCACCCCCACUCCGCUCUCUGGCCGGGUUGUCUAUGUUUGCUCCUCACUGCUUGUUCUGCUGCUCAUUCUUCUGUGCUUCAUGUUGGCCCAUUGGCCAGUUCUGCUUUCUGGAGACCCAGUGUGGAUUUCAGUGGUUGUGGUGCUCGUGGUGCUCAUCACUGGGAUCACUGGGGUCAUCUGGAGACAGCCACAGAACUCCAGUCCCCUUCAUUUUAAGGUCCCUGCUCUGCCUCUUGUCCCACUACUGAGCAUCUUUGUGAAUGUUUACCUUAUGAUGCAGAUGUCAGCUGGCACCUGGGCCCAAUUUGGUGUCUGGAUGCUGAUUGGGUUUGUCAUGUACUUCGCCUAUGGGAUCCAGCACAGCCUGGUUACUUAAUCCCACUUAAGUCAGGGCCAAAACUUUAGAGAUAGAACUCAGAAGUACCAGUACAUAUUUGUUUUGAUAUCACCACAUCUGAAUGUGGUGUGGUCCCCUGAACAAUAAUGGAGAGUACUAUUAAGCACAUGGAAAGCUGGGGCUCCCAUGAGAUGUUGGUGGAGGAAUACUAAUGGCAGUCUGUAUUUAUGGUGGAGUGAAGGAAGUGUCUUGCUCUUUUUUUUAACUUGUAUACUUUUCAAUUGUGUGAAUAGCUGCUUACUGACUUUUAAAAAAAAUAUUAUUAAAGGAGCACCUGGAUGGCUCAGUUGG
Molecule: messenger RNA, 2435 nt
Organism: Leopardus geoffroyi (Geoffroy's cat)
Lineage: Eukaryota; Metazoa; Chordata; Mammalia; Carnivora; Felidae
Product: cationic amino acid transporter 3-like
Exons: 3
Coding region: 366-2123 (585 amino acids)
Biological process (GO): amino acid transport; transmembrane transport
Cellular component (GO): plasma membrane
Molecular function (GO): amino acid transmembrane transporter activity
Source: RefSeq, a predicted model, not a curated record